Messenger RNA from Xenopus laevis (African clawed frog), 966 nucleotides. RefSeq names its product serine/threonine-protein kinase YPK1-like. The transcript has 3 exons. Bases 387 to 833 code for a protein of 148 amino acids. The record is from RefSeq and is a predicted model, not a curated record. NCBI's taxonomy places the organism in Eukaryota, Metazoa, Chordata, Amphibia, Anura, Pipidae.
UAUGGUUCUAGGACUGCAGUUCUUACAUGAGCACAAUAUCGCCCAUCGGUAAGUAAUAAUUAAGUCUUAUAUUUAUUUCAGACCUUUUAUAUUAUACAUAUUUUUGUUGAACCAAUAUCUUAUAAUGCACUUCAAUUUGAUUUGCAGAGAUCUAAAACCAGAGAAUAUAUUGCUGUAUGGUGAUGGUUAUGUCAAAAUUGCAGACUUUGGGAUCAGCGAAUUAGGUAAGAUUUGUAACAUAUACACGGUUAAGCAGUUGAGCAUUGGUCAUAUAUGUUAUUGUAACCAGAGGUAGACAGAGGGGCACAGUACAACAACCUGCUUUGUGUCAUAUACUGGGUAGAUAAUUAAAGACCUGCAGUGACUUCUGCUCUUCUGUUCAACCAAUGAAUAUAACUUUUAUAUGGAUAAACUUUUUAACUUACUGCUUUCUUUCUGCUUCAGGAAUGAACUUUGACACCAUAACCAAUGGCGAAUGUGGAACCAUCUUCUAUAAGGCCCCAGAAUUAUUCCGUGGUCAAUACACAAGAUCAGUAGACUGGUGGGCACUGGGAGUGACCAUUUAUGAACUGCUCACUGGAAUCGUACCAUUUAAUGGAACAACUACACUUGAAAUUUAUGUAAUCAUCAAAAGUGAGGAGCCAAAAUAUCCAGAAGAUAUAACUGAGGAUACGCUCAGUAUAUUAGUAAAUCUCUUAAAGAAAGAUGCACAGCUUCGCCUUGGGACAGGUGAACAUGGUACAGAGGACGUGAAGAAGAGUCCAUUCUUUGAGGUAUGUUAUUCUGGUAUCCUGCAUGCCAGAUUCACUUAUUUUUGCUCAUACCCACUAUGAGCUAAUAUCUUUAUUGCAAAUCUGCAUACUUUGAAUAGAUUAAUAAUGUACAUUCUAUUUCUCCUGUUUUUAUAGGGAUUAGACUGGGUGGCUCUUGAAAAUAAAGAAAUCCAGCCCCCAUUUAUUCCUGAAA